AUGGUUCGCUCGCGUGUGCUUUCUUUCAUCUCGGCAUUCGGUGGCCCGUCGCGCAAAGACAACUCCGGAAAACACAAUCGAACAUCCUCGGCAUCCUUCACCCUCAAUACCUCGUCUCCUUCCCGAGUAGAGACGUCCUCUACAGAUACCCCUACUCCCCCCGAUGCCUCGCCAACGGGGUUCAGUCCCAUCGCGGAGCGCCGCGCAUCAAGGCCGGGAUCGGCUCUCUUCUCUCACAACCCUCCAUUCAUGGAGCUGUCGGGGGACACGCCCGCAGAGCUACAGCCGAUAUUCACCUACCUCAAUAGCCAUGCGAACAAGCUGUACCAUGAAGGCUAUUUCUUGAAGCUGAAUGAUCUGGAUACCCAUGGCCGACCUUGCGCCGAUCGCCAGUGGGUAGAAUGCUACGCCCAGCUUGUGGGAACCGCUCUCUCCCUGUGGGACGCUGCUGCGCUGGACGCAGCUGGAGAGGAGGGAGAAGUGUCUCCCACCUUCAUCAACCUGGCAGAUGCGUCGAUCAAAAUGAUUGAAACAUUGCCAACCCGCAAUCAAGCCACCCCGGCUCUGAAGAAUGUGUUGAGUAUUUGUUCUGCUGGCCAGAAUCGAUAUCUCUUGCAUUUCAACUCGUUCCAUUCGCUGACGCAGUGGACGGCCGCCAUCCGUCUAUCCUUGUACGAGCACACAUCCCUGUAUGAGGCUUAUACCGGCUCGAUUAUCGCCGGCAAAGGCAAACACCUGAACAAUAUCCGAUCGAUUCUCGAACGGAGCCGAUUCAAGCACGAGGACUGGGCCCGAGUCAGAUUCGGCGCCGGGACGCCGUGGAGGCGAUGCUGGUUUGUCAUUACUCCUCCAAAUGAGAAGGAGUUCCAGAAGGCCCAGAAGUCUCUUAAAAAGAAGUCUGCCUAUGAUAGGGCGCCUAAACUGGUCUUAGGAGAUAUCAAGUUCUACGAAACAAAGAAGACCAAGAAAGUCAAACCUAUCGCGACGAUAACCAACGCCUACAGUGCCUAUGCUAUCUACCCUCAAUCCAAACCCCUGAUCGACCAGUCGACUUUGGUCAAGAUCGAAGGCACCGUCACCAUUCAUUCGCAACCCGAAUCGACAUCGGAGGGGUUUGUUUUUGUCAUGCCAGAAGUACACCCGGCUGUUCCUGGAUUUGAAAUGAUGAUUAGGUUCCUCAUUCCCACCUUCGAUACCUUCAAUCUCUAUGGCCGGCCGACGCGUUUGAUUGCGGCGACAAAUCACAUCAAGAGCAUCAUGUUCGCCUUCCCCAACGAGCGUCGCUAUGGAUAUUUGGAUAUGCUUGAUAUUGCGGGCCUGAUGCAGACUCCUGGCAGCCAGAAUUGGAGCGAGGCGGAAUGGCGACAGCAACUCAAGGAGGCGACUUCGCGCAGAAUGGCGGCUGGUGGCAGCAGGACCAGCAGCAUGUCAGGAAGCAAGCCGCGUUUCCGCUCCAGCCUUCCGAACCGAUACAGCCACGUGCCCGGCGGACCAUCUCAGCGGGGAAUCAGCGCCAGCGCCACAUACCCUGAACGCCAGCCCGGUUUCAACCAAUCCACCGAUGCCAUUGUCCGUGAAGAGCCGGCGGAUGAGUCUUUCUCGCCCGCUUUGCAUUCGCGGGUCAACUCCGACAUUACCGGCUUGUCUCCCAUUAAGAAGCACCCGCAAGCGUCCUUUGCCGAGAGCUCGCCAUCGUCAUCUGCUCAGGAUGUCGCGCAGCAGGGCAAGGAGCGUCCCGGUACCGGUGAUUUCAAUGAUCAGAGCAGCUCUGAGGGUGACUCGAGGCAGCAGCAGCCGGACCCUCAAGCCGAGGCGAUUGGACAGCAGUUCCGGUCCCCUUCUCCUCCUUCUCCCGUUGUUAUCCCGCCCGCUUUCACGCACGGGCCGGGAGAGAUGCCUUCAACUCGACCGCAGCCUUCACCUGACCUGAGAAAAGCAAACCGAAUGUCAAAUGCCACGCUUACUCAACUAGUCGCCGCCUCGGGAAACAAGAACCUGCUCCGUACCGAUUCGCCGGCUGGAAGCCAGGGAUCGGCAUAUUCCCAUGAGCCGAGUCCGCAAGAAACGGUUCCCGAUAGUCCUUAUUUCUCAAACGAGGAGCGGAUUGACUUGGGUCCCAUAAUCUUUGACACCCCGGCACCACGCGAGAAUCGGACUAACACCCUCGCUAAAGCCAAUGGUCCAAACUUCCAACUUCAACUCCGCAACAGCACGAGAAGAAAACCACUGCCGGGUCAAAACAAGGAUCUCAGCAUCCCAAGCCCUGUUGGAGAGCCUAGCUUCGACGAUUUGCGUCACACGAUGGAUGAAGAUGCAUUCAACAGAAUUGGCGCGCACCCGUCGCUUCCUUCGCCUGAUAAGGAUACCCAAGAUUCAGAAAGUGUUUACGAUGAUGCCUCCACAGUGUCUCCAGAUUAUGCUAGCACCCGUGGAUCCGUCUACAGCAAACGUUCGGUAAAAUCUGCAGUGCGUCCCAGAAUGGGAGUGAUGAAGACGGUCGGAACGGCGCCAUCCAAAGAUGUGGUCAUCGGCGAUGCUCACUACUCCCUUGACAAGCCUCUGAAAGGAAACCCGGACAUUCCCUCGAUCGAUUUUGGGCCAACCCUCACGUAUCUGCCCACCACUGGACGUCCGAACACUUCUGACACGCUGAAGAACUUGGGUCAUCAGAGAAGUGAUUCUGACGUCACGGAAAGACAGCGUAUUUCCGUCCCCACGCAACCGAUGGAUCGCGCCCACUCACGAUCCCCCAGUCAAGAUGAGUACCGACGAAGUGUUCUGUGGCAGCCCGGCAUGGCCGGUGCCCGUCCCACCACACCGGGAGGCGGGCUUUCAGCUGAGCAAUUCGUGCAACAGAGGGCGGCACCCAACCCGCCAGUCCACAUGCACCACCGAAACUCAUCGACGUCGCCGCCGCCGGGGCGACCGGUAUCCGGUGACUGGACGGGCCAUUCUCGUUCCCAGUCUCAAAUGAACCUCGGCCGCGAUGGUCCCCCGCCGCGCCCCCAUUCUCGCGGUGCCAACAGCGUCAUGAAUAUGAAUGAUAUCUCGUCCCACCUGUCCGCGCGUGAGCAGGAGCACGUCGCUCGCAUGACCGGUUCCUCGUUCUUCAACAUUUCGACCGAAAAGAAGAAGCACGAGCCUCAAGUCAACCCUAUGGGCCUGGUUGGCGCGAUCGAUGCGCGGGAAAGGGAGAAAAAGGGCAUCAAGGAAGGAAUGUCGAACCAGAUGGUGCAGCAUGCUAUUGCGCAGCGCCAACAUCACUUCCAACACCAACAGAUGGCCCCGACACCUCAACCACCUUCUCACGAAACGCCCAACGCUCGUCAUAGCGUCUACAACAUUCCCACUGCAAGCCGCACUUGGGAUGCUCUGAACCAACCUUAUCGACCCGAAGAGCCACGUCGUCAGUCCUGGUACGGUCAGCUGGCCGCCGCUCAGCAGCCACAGGCGUAUCAGCAAAGUCAAAUGUUCAAUCAACACCCCAGCCACUACGGCAACCCUAACGCAAUGCCUUAUUGA
This is a messenger RNA of Aspergillus steynii IBT 23096, 3522 nucleotides long. Its product is annotated as PH domain protein. The record is from RefSeq and is a predicted model, not a curated record. Bases 1 to 3522 code for a protein of 1173 amino acids. NCBI's taxonomy places the organism in Eukaryota, Fungi, Ascomycota, Eurotiomycetes, Eurotiales, Aspergillaceae. The transcript is spliced from 3 exons.